AUGCUGGGAGUCAAUGGCAACAGCAUGCGCUCCAGUUCCUCCUCCUAUGGAGAUCCCAAGUACCUCUCCUCCAUUUCGGCUGCAGCAUUUGUGCCUCCUCCAUCCAGAAUCCUCGUGGACGGGUACCGAGGGGAACUCGACUCUAUUCAGGAUGCGAGCCCUCGAUACAAUCCUCUCAAUCCCACCCACCCAAGAAGCUCAGUCCUCCUAAAUGCGAAUGACCCGGUGGUUAUGCAUCUUCUUACAGAGACUGCGAUAGGAGAUAGUAUGCAGUUCGAGGUGCUGUCGUUCGAGGAAGCGGAGGAUCUGAAGAAGGAGCUCUCGUUGCUCACAAACCGGAUUAGUUCCUCCAAGCGUAAAUUGGCACUGGAAAUGAAACUUCAGGAAGCAGCCGCGUCAUUGGAUAGACUGUCGGAUGGCAGAUCCAGCCGGGACAAUGGUGACAUGGAUGGGGAUGGUUUUCCAAAGUCGAGGCGGAAACGAAUGAGCUUUUUUGGACGGAAUAGUUGGGGAGAACACCAUCGGGCUGACAGUGAACUGGCGAUAAGCACACGGAAAUGUGAAGAAUUGGCCCAGGAACUUUGGAAAUUAGAGCGCAGGGCCAACGAGCUCAGGAGGAGACUCUUGGAACACACUGCAGGUGUUCUGCAGAUGACGCAUAAAGGGUUGAAGAAAAAGCCUGUUAUAACUAACAACCUUUCACGAAGCCCCGAAAGCAUGCACGGAAGCCCGAACGCGCGAACUAAUGGCAACUAUCCGUCCGCGCCUCACAAAUUUGAUGAUCAAAGUCUCUACCAGACCACAGAUCACCUCGAUAACUAUGGCAAGGAUUAUGACAGACCAGGAAGGCUAUCACGUUCCGAAAAUGGCGAAGCCAGGUCAGUGGACUUGACAGCUAUACAAAAUACCGAGAAAAGGCUGAAGGAGUUGAACAAUCGCUUACGGCAGAUGAUUCUGUCGACCAAUUCAAGCCAAGAUAUAGAUCCUCUGCCGACAACCUUCAGUAAUAGUGGCCUUCCCAAUCCAUUGGCGGGAGUGGAAGCACACCUUAACUACCUUGAAAAGAACCUGACCUCCAUGGCCUACCAACACCCUCAGGAAACACCCCAAGAGGCAAAUAAGGUACCGAAAUUCGUUAAUGAAGCGGAGGAGAGACUGGAAGAGAUAAACAGACGGAUAGACAAUGUCCUUAGCACUACAGGAUCUUCUCGGUCACCCAACCCAUCGUUUCCACCCCGCCAGAGAAGAACUCUUCAGGGUCAGCUCAGUUACCUUGAGCAGACGAUUGAUAGCAUCCAACAACGGUUUGACAGUCUCGUCGAACAUAAAACUAUUUUGACGACGCAAAUACAACAACAACGAGAGCUUAACUCCAAAUCCGAUGCACAGCGGGAUGCUCAUUUUGCGGAACUCAACGAGCAGAUAUCCACCUUGAAAAAGGAGCUGGAGAUGUCACGGAGAGAUGCUAGUGGUACGCGAGAUAAGCUUUCGCUGGUAACGGAUCAACUUGACGCUGCCCGACAAGAAUCAAUGAUUCGAGAACAACAACGUGCCGAAGAUGACGCAAAAGCUAUAGCCAGCGCCCAGGAAGCCAAAGUGAAUGCUGAAAAUGAGCUACUAGUUAAGUCCAAAAGGAUUGCUUAUCUGGAGGAUGCCCUAGAGGGAGCACGUAAUGAGCAGGAUUCGAGGACCAGAGAAGCCAUUGAAGCAAAAGAAAUUUCCGACAAAGAGCUCGAGAAGCUACGGUCUGAAUAUUCCGAACUCGAAAAUGAGAUGAUCCGUGUUCGGACGGAACUAACGAUGGCUCAAGCAGAGCUUGAUGGGGCUUACGGUAGCCGUGCGGAACGCGCAGCGCAAGUUGCGGCCAACCCAGCGAUCCAGAAAGAAAUGGAUGAUCUUAAUCAGCGCAAUAGGAGUCUUACCGAGGAAAUAUCCAUCCUUCGAGCAGAACAACUUAACAACAGCAACGAUAGCGACAGCAAAUCGAGCCUCCAGCAGAGGGUUCAGAUACUGGAAAAGGAACUUCGAGAGACAAUUGACGAUUAUGAAGUAAUGACGAAGGCAAGCAUUGCAUUUGAGAAGGAACGGGAUAAGCUCGAAACUUCCAUCGACAAUCUCCGCGAUCGCUGCGAGAGUCUCGAAUCAAAACUCAGCGAGGAGAGGGUGCAGAGUAUGGGUAAUGGUAGUCUUGGAUAUGGCAAUGGAUAUGACAGGGGCACUUACGAAACGACUUCAACUAUGGUGCUCAAGAACGAGUUCAAGAAGAUGAUGCGCGACACGCGGGCUGAGAAUAUGCGAGCUCUCAAGGCCGAGCAAGAAGAAAGACGGCGACUCGAAACAUUGAUACGAAAUCUCAAGAAGGAGCAAGCUGCGGGGAAGCUGAACUUAAGCCAGGGCACCUCUACCACUUAA
This is a messenger RNA of Paracoccidioides lutzii Pb01, 2412 nucleotides long. Its product is annotated as involucrin repeat protein. The coding region runs from base 1 to 2412 and encodes 803 amino acids. The transcript has 3 exons. The record is from RefSeq and is a predicted model, not a curated record.